Molecule: messenger RNA, 8814 nt
Organism: Homalodisca vitripennis (glassy-winged sharpshooter)
Lineage: Eukaryota; Metazoa; Arthropoda; Insecta; Hemiptera; Cicadellidae
Product: phospholipid-transporting ATPase ABCA1-like
Exons: 28
Coding region: 466-5430 (1654 amino acids)
Biological process (GO): transmembrane transport; lipid transport
Cellular component (GO): intracellular membrane-bounded organelle; membrane
Molecular function (GO): lipid carrier activity; ATP binding; ABC-type transporter activity
Source: RefSeq, a predicted model, not a curated record
CGGAAUUGUUGUGGUGUUUGGUGGAUUGGAUGGUUGGUAGUUGUCUAUUUGCGUUGCUGGUUUUGAUUGUGACACUUUCUGAAAGAUGUCUGUCAACCGUAUUUUAGUGGGUGAAAGUUUUCACAUUUUAGGUUUCUAGUGACAUGUUUAAUCUAACAAUUUUUGAAUCAAGAAACUAAAUUUAAAAUAGAGGCAUCCAUCGGAUCUUCAAUAUCUAACUUACUCGCUCUCUCAGUAUGAACUGCGUGUUUUAAAAAUAAGGGCCUUACUCAGUGCUCACUGUUCUUUGUUAAUUUGACAAGUUUAUUGAAUACGUUUGUGUUUCUACUUAUUAAAAAUUAAUUGUUCCAGCCCAACGCAAUGGUUCCAUACCAAUAGUCAGUACAAACCCGAGAGUUUCCAAGUGUUUUUCUUAAAAAGAGCUGCGACCAGCUGAAGGAAGAAAAGGAACAUAAAUUGGGCAGUAUGACGUACUUCCGGCGAAAAUGGCAAGUACUGAUGUGGAAGAACCUUAUAGUCCGCAAGCGCCACUGGUUCCUAACUCUGUUUGAGUUGGUCAUACCGGUGCUGCUGUUCUGGCUGGUCGCGUGGAUGCGCCAGAACGAUGUCAUAGGCAAGAAGGCCAACGUGGUGCCUAAGCAGAUCAAUCUCCGGUACAGUGAGGCUACAAUAAUCGACUACAGCUUCAUACAUCACGAUGUCGUCAAUUUAGCCUACGCACCGGACACCAGCUUCACGCGUCAAAUCAUCCAAGAGUUCAACAGGACCUUGACAUCUGUCCUUCAAAAUACUUCCAAACUGGAUUCAUUUGAUGCCUUUGAUUCCGAAUUGAAACUGGAGCAGUUCUUUCAUGUGAAAUACGAAAACAGAUCCAUAAAUACAAACCACAUCGGGUACGGGAUAGUGUUCGAAGACAUCAAGGACGAUGCUACAAUACCAAAUGACUUCAAAUACAAGAUCAGAAGCACAAUACCCAAAUGGGACACAAAAUUGAUUUUUCCUCAGUUUUUGCCAGCUGGUCCCACUGACGAAGCAGAUCUCUACAUAUACCAAGGAUUCCUGGCUAUCCAGAUGGCAAUUGAUAAUGCAUACAUUCAAGUUGCAAGUAGAGGAGCGUCUGUAAAUGACUACACUUUGGCCAUCCAAAAAUUUCCGUUUCCAGCUUACAAGGUGGAUAUUUUCAAUGAGCUGUUUAAAUCACUGAUGCCGCUAUUCACAUCACUAAGUUUCAUCACCAUCAGCAUAUCAGUGUUGAAGAAAGUUGUCGAGGAAAAAGCCUCUGGAGUGAAGGAAAUGAUGAAAAUGAUGGGACUACAGACCUGGAUGGUGUGGGCUGGUUGGGCUCUGAACGGUCUGAUGGUCUACGCCAUCACCUGCGCCGUCAUCACAACACUGCUCUGCUACGGCUACGACAGCGAUAAGGGACCGGUCAUAGCCAACGUUCACUUCACGAUUAUCUUCACACUAUUCAUCUUGUUUUGUCUCGCAGCCAUUUUCUUCUGUUUCGCCAUCAGUUCUUUCUUCAUGUCACCCACCAUCGGAAUGAGCGUAGGCAUGAUAGUGUGGGUGUUCUCGUAUACUGUACUACAAGCCUCCAUCGGCGACACUACACUACCACUGGCUCUCCACCUGUUGUUCUCAUUGGUUCCUAUGUAUAACAUGUGUACUGGCUACAACGUCAUAGCCGCUUUCGAAAGCAGAGGAGUAGCAGUGAACUGGUUGAACUUGUUCUCCGAUGCCAUGGGAGGUUCAGGCACAUCGCUCGGAUCUGUCAUGCUCAUGUUCUUCGUGCAGAUGGCUGUGUACAUGAUUAUCACCUGGUAUGUCACAUCCAUCCAUCCUGGCCCCUACGGCAGGGCUGAGCCUUGGUGGUUCCCUUGCAAGUUCUGCAUGAGUUCCGAGGAAAAGAAAGAGUUGAUGCUGGGCAGUGACGAUGAAGAAGAUGAGAGGUACGAGGCUCCACCGAAGGACAUGAAAGUUGGACUGAAGAUUCAAGACCUACGUAAGGUAUUCAAUGGUAACAUGGUGGCCGUGGACAAAGUAAACCUGGACAUCUAUGAAGGACAGAUAACUGCGCUACUAGGUCACAACGGAGCGGGCAAGACGACCACCAUGUCUAUCUUGACAGGAAUGUACUCGCCUACGGCAGGAUCCGUCUAUGCCAAGGACUACAACAUCUUCCAGCAAAUGGACCGUUUCCGCAACAGCCUAGGUCUGUGUCCACAACAAGACAUGCUCUUUCCCUAUCUCACUGCUCUGGAACAUCUCAUCUUCUUCGGCAUGCUGAAAGGUAUGACCAUGGGGUUGGCUCGCAGUGAAGGACUCAAGUUACUGCAGAUGCUCAACGUCAGCGACAAGAAGACUGUUCUCGCUGAGAAGCUUUCCGGUGGAAUGAAGAGGAAACUGUCUCUAGCAAUAGCUUUAAUUGGAAGCCCUCAGGUUCUUAUAUUGGAUGAGCCAACUUCGGGAAUGGACCCUGAAUCAAGAAGAGAAAUGUGGGACCUUCUAUUGAGUUUGAGACAGAACCGAACAAUUCUGAUCACAACCCACUUCAUGGAAGAAGCUGAUGUGCUAGGAGACCGAAUAGCUAUCAUGGACCAUGGCAAAGUCAAGUGCUACGGAACAACCUUGUUUCUGAAGAGAGUCUACGGUACCGGCUACCUGUUGACUGUCAUGAAGGAGGUUAGCAGCUCAGUGGAUUCUAUAACACACCUGAUCAGGGGUAGUGUGGCAGGAGCAGAACUCAAAACCACACAUCCUACCCAGGUCACCUACAAGGUACCACAGGAGCAAGCUCCGAACCUCCCGGACAUGUUUGCAGCCAUUGAGGGCAACAAGGAGCAACUUGGCAUAUCUGGAGUUGGGAUCUCUUGUACUACCAUGGAAGAGGUGUUUCUUCGAGUGGGGGAAUUGGCCAGAGAAGAAAAGUAUGAAUUUGAUAAAACUAGUUCUCACUCCAAAGAUCAACAACAUAUGAUCCGCAACACAAGUAACGAAGCCUUGACGUACAAGAAGCGAAAAGGCCUGCCUCUGUUCAUUCAGCAGUUCAAGAGUUUGAUCCUUAAGCGCAGUCUGUUCAAUUUCCGCAGACCCAUAACUUCAAUUAUAUACUUUGUGCUCCCUGCUGUUCUCAUGUGGUUUAUGAUGAAGAACAACCUGAUGAAUGUGGUGCAAGGGUCCCAAGAUCCUCCAUUGACCAUGCAUCUGUCCCUGUACGGCCACACUUCAGCCUACGUCUCCGGCCCUGAGAAUCUGCAGUUCACCUACAGCCAACUGGUCAUCCAGCAGGACAGCAGUAACAUGUCUGUCAAAGGAAAUAUAGUCGAAGCACUGCUGAAUAUCGGAGUGGAGAAUGUGGCGCGCUACAAAACCCACGUCAUAGUUGCUGCAAACUUUGAAGAGACGAACAAGACAGCAACAGCCCUGUACAACGGACUUGCGUACCACUCUGCUCCCAUCUCUGUCAACAUGCUGACUAAUGCUCUACUGCGCAGCAACUCUCGCACCAGCGACAACAGCAUCACCAUCACUAAUCAACCUCUGGACUUAGAGAACUUUGCGGGUGCCUGCAGUCAGCUGAAUGAAGUAACGUUGUGGAUCACGGCACUGGUGUGGCUGGCUCUGUUGCCGAUCGGAGUCAGGACCAUUCUAACAGACAUUAUCUCGUACCCGCACAACGAGCGCACUAGUAACGCCAAGCAACUCCAACUGAUGACGGGGGUGGCGCCCACCACCUACUGGCUGGCCUGCUUCGUCUGGGACUACUACAUCUACCUGAUGGCCUGUGUUCUGCUCCUACUACUCAUCCCUGUCCUGGAUACUUCCAACAUCUUCUACGAGGCCAAAGAUUAUGGUGUUCUUCUGCUGAUUCUGGCUCUGCAUGGUGUGAGUGGCAUCAGCAACACGUACUUGUACAGCUUCCUCGGCAAAUCCAGCAACACUGCCGCCAGCAUUUACAUGAUGAUCACAAUUGUCACUGGUCUGAUGGCACCCUUAGUGAUGUACUUGCUGGUGACCAUAACGUACACAGUCUCCGAUCUUGUCUCUCCCUCCUUGGUCAAACUCAUCAAAUACGUUCUGAUGCUGGAUCCACAGUUUGCGUUUGGCAGUGCCAUCUUGAACUUUACGUACUUGCUGGCUGUGCGAAGUGGCUGCCGCCAAUGUGACAACGAUGAAUUCAAAAAGAACAUGUGUAAAGACACAUCCUACCUGGAGUUUUCGUCUAAGGAGAACACAAACGGACUGAUGGAGUAUUUGCUGUUCCUGGGUUUCGACUGGAUCCUCUACCUAGGGCUGAUCCUGCUGAUAGAGUACGGCUACAUGGGACGGGCCUUCCAUUGGCUCAAGGUGCAGUGGGUGGGCAAGGACUUUGACCGGCUUCUGACGGAGGACUCCGACGUGCGAGAUGAGAGGGACCGAGUGGACGCGUCACGCGACCCCAGGAGUACAGAUGACAGUACAGUGCUGACCGUCGACGGACUGGCCAAGAAGUUUAGUCGCUCAUUCGUUGCCGUUCAAGGUGUCAGUUUCCGUGUGUCAGCUGGUGAAUGUUUCGGCCUUCUCGGUGUCAACGGUGCAGGAAAAACGACCACCUUCCGAAUGUUGACCGGAGACGAGAACCCUACUACUGGCUCUGCCAGGAUCCUGCAAUACGACCUUGUUAGGGACAGGUCUAAGUAUCUGGCGCAGAUAGGCUACUGCCCUCAGUUUGAUGGUAUUACCGAGUUUCUGACGGGAGAGGAGAUGUUGCGACUGUACGCCAACCUGCGCGGCAUACCCGAGUCUCAGAUACAACAUCAGAUAGAUGAAUGGAUUAGUCUUCUUGGUCUGGACGAGUACAGACACCGUCGCUGUGGCAAGUACAGUGGAGGCAACAAGCGCAAGCUGAGCACUGCUAUGGCACUCAUCGGUGACCCACCGGUGGUGUUCCUGGACGAGCCGACAACAGGGGUGGAUCCGGUGGCCAGGCGCAACCUCUGGGAUGUGUUGGCACGCUGCCAGAAGAGCGGACAGGCCAUAGUGCUCACAUCGCACAGUAUGGAGGAGUGUGAGGCUCUGUGUACCCGGCUAACCAUCAUGGUGAAGGGUCGCAUGAUGUGUAUUGGUAGCAACCAGUACUUGAAGCAGCGAUACGGCCAGGGCUACACAAUCAUGAUCAAGCUGCACACCCAUCCCUGCAAAGAUGUGCUGCUACCACAACUGAAACAGGAAGUCCAGCAGUCCUUCAUGUUCAGAUGUAAACUCAAGGAUGAACACACGAGUCUCCUCCACUACCACAUGACUGACACAGGUAUGUCACUUUCAAAUCUCUUCAGGAUAAUGGAGCGCUUGAAGCAAGUGCACCCCAUCAUAGAAGACUACACCGUGAGUGACACGACUCUAGAGCAGGUGUUCAUCAUGUUCGCGCGACAGUCCGAGCAGGAGGCCUAGACCUCAGCUCUGGUCUGGAGCUUUGGGUGGCUGUGAAGGUGCCUAGGCCGGCCGUCCGACCGAAGGUUACCUUAGAGUAAGAUUAGAGUAGGAGCGAGGAAUUUUUAGCAGAGAAUUGGGGUUUCAUAAACAGGCUCAUUGGAGAAAAGACUUCCUCAUGGACCGAGAUAACCAAUUUAAAACUGUAUAAACCGACAUUUGGUGGAUAAGAUAAAAAUCUAUUUACAUGUAAGAGGAGCACAAGUUGAGUUAAGUUAAGUCAUGAUUACCUUUCAAAAGUGUACACAGAUUUUACAAAAUCGGCAAUUAAAAAUGAAAUUUUUAGAAAUUAAUCAUUUUAGAUAGUCAAAGAUGGACAAGUAAUAAUGUAGAAACUGUUUCCUUGCCAAUAUUUGGCACAUACAAAACUUAAUGUUUUUGCCAAAUAAGUAUUCAAACUUAACUCAGCUUGAACAGUCAACUUACCCAUCUUAAAGUUAACUCCAUUAACUGUUGUAAUGAUAUUACCAUAAACAUAUAUGUCAAUUUGGUGUACUAAUAAAAUAUAAAUGAGCACUAAUUGUAUUGGUAAAUUUUGUUAUUUCACAUGAAUAUUUUUUGUUUUGCACGUAAAUGCAUUAUUGAGUUACUUAAAUUAACAUUUUUCAUGUAAUUACCAUUUCUCUGCAAUAAAUUAACUCUUCAUUAGGUCUAAAACCAUUAUCUUGGAGCUCAUUAUACUUAUAUGAACAUCGUACAGUAUUAGUGAACGUUUAACUUAUAUUGUAUUAGUUCUGAAAUAAUUAUUUGUAGUGUCCGAUUGGAAAAUCACUUUAUUGCAUUCACACCAACUUAAUUAAAUUUAUCUUGUCAUACUUAAAAGAAAACAAUUAACAAAUUGAUAGACAUUAAAGUAGUUUUACAGAUAUUUUACCACUUGCAUUUUGUAUUGAUUGAGAAAACAUUAUUUUCCUGGUAAUUAAGCCAGUAAAAAUAAAACUUUAUGAAUUUACUAACAAAGUUAUUUAUUAUUUAUAAAAUAACAAUAUUUAAUUCCUAAUACUUAGUAUAGUUUAUUAACAAUAAAUCAUUUAAUUUUUUAAUCUUGACAAAAUAUUAAAAUUCAUGAGGAGUCAAGUUUUGUAAGCUUUUUACAACUUUUUGAUAAAAGUGGCAAAAAUAACCUGAUAAAUAAUUUCCAAGAAGUCUACAAUUUAUUUUAUAUUGUGUACGAAAAUAACAUUGUGGUUUUGUGAACGAAACUAAAUUAUAGCAAGUAAACAACAUGGUUAUUCAAAAUUACUUGUCAGAAAAUCUAAAAAUCAUUUUGAAAAGGCAGUAAUGAUUUGAAAUUUUGGAUUUUAAGUUUUUAGAUCAAAGACAUUCUUUAUUUGUAAAAAUAGCUUGUGAAGAGUUAAUUUAUUUUCUCUAUUUAUAGAGGAUAUAUUUCUUUGUUAUUUACAGAUUUCAAUUCAGUUUUAAAAUGUUUAGUAAUUUUCCACCUUGUUAUUGUACUUAAAUGUUUCUGUAGAAAAUCAAAUCUAGUUGUUCUGUGAAAUUUGUGUUGAAAAUUGCAAAGCUUAUUAUAAUUUGAAUUAAACUGUCUUUAUUACAUUCACACUUUUUGAUAAAGAAGUUACAUAAGAAGUAAUUUUUUGAUUGUAUAAAACAAUUAAAGAAAUAAGUUAUGAUCUGCCUAAUACACAGGUAACAUAAUUUUUCUGAAGUACUGCAUUUUACACAUAGACUGCAGCACACACCUUACUGCAAGUACCACUGACCUCACACCUGACAUACCGCCAUAUGUCACGCUCUGUACUUGUCACCAGAGCCUGAUCUUUAUUAAAUUCUGGUCAGAUAUAUAACCUAAAGUGCCUAUUUUGCGUUAUGGUAUUCAAAACUUUUUCACUUUUGUGGGACAUUAAUUUUAAUGUAGAUGUAUCAUGUAUCUAUCUUAAUGGUGUUUAACACUAUGAUUUAAUAUUAGCUUAGUUCUAACAGAAGUUAAAUGUUUUUGUUUUUUCUUUUUUUAAUAAAAAAUAGUGUGUAAUUACCAAAGAAUCUCAUGUUGUUGUUGAUACUAUUCAACAUAUUUUCUAUCAUUUAAGUCUAAACCUCUUUUGAAAAUAAUGUGAUAUUUUUAUAUGUUGUAUAGUUCUUUUUUUUUAAAUAAACUGAGUUGACGUUACUGACCAAUAGAAUAUAUCAGUGUGUACUACCAGUUAUGCUGAGACAAUUUAUAAUAUAUUUGUGUAGUAAAAACAUUCUGUAUAUAAAUUAUACUCAGUUUAUAUAUAUAUAUAUAUAUAUAUAUAUAUAUAUAUAUUUUAUAUUUAUUUCAUUCAUAAAACUUAUGAAUCCAAUGAAUUACAUCACAAUGAACUUUUGUGUUACUUGAUGGAAGAUUUCGAUAGGCAAACAACAAUAGAAGGUUGGAAGGUUCUGCAAAGUUGUUUUUGAUUCCUAACCAUUUUUGUCGGAUGGAAUUUAAAAGUGAUGUUUACUUUGUUAUUGCAAUGGAUACUUCUAGGCAACUCUUAAUACUUUCAUAUCUUUGUGCAUAUUAUUAUGUUUGUCUCUAACUUAACCUUUGUACAAAUCAUGAGCUUUAGCAAAGUUACAGGACUGACUGAUUGAAGGCGACUUGAACUGACAAAUUUCUGUUGCAUUUUUUCAUUUUUCAACCAUUGAAUCGUACAAGAAAUAAGCCAAUGCAGUUGCUGGUGUUCAUGUAUGUUUGGCUCAUUUGUGAUCAUGAUAGCCAAGUAGUCAAUUUAAAGAAUUGAUUAAAUUACUGAGAACGACUCCACAUAAAGUGUCCGGUAAAACUGGGAAAAUAUUUCCAAGAAAUCACUAACAUGUUAAACAAUUUCCUUGUUUUAUUGACUUUUUGCUAUCACUUUAAUCACAUCACACAUUACGAAACUUCAGUAGUUUACUAGUAAACGUUUCCCGAUGUUACACAAAAAGCUUUAUGUCGAGUAAUUCUUAAUCCUUUCAUAAAGUUGACUUUUGACAUGAAAAACAAGCAAAAAGUAAACUGCCGCAACUUUUGCAGACUGAAGCGUAUUGAGCGAGCAAAUGUAAAUAGAGAACUCUCGAAAUAUUGUUAAAUAGUUUGGCAGCUACAAUAUUGAAUUUGGUGUAUUCAUUGGACAAACUCUUACUUUAUUGAUAAAAAUAAUAUUAUUAAAGAAUCUGAAAUGGCUUAUGUACCAUUUACUACUUACAUAUUUAUACUAUUCAUGAAUUAUUUAAGAGCACGAAAUUGAUACACUAUUGUUAAUUUGUAUUAUAACUGUUGUUUAUUAUUUUAUUUCAUUGUAUAUUAUAAAAUAUAUUCAUUGUGUAGAUAUUAGCUUUUGACAUUAUUUACAAAUAAAUAAAAGUAUAUUUUCGUGACAA